Molecule: messenger RNA, 2799 nt
Organism: Chelmon rostratus (copperband butterflyfish)
Lineage: Eukaryota; Metazoa; Chordata; Actinopteri; Chaetodontiformes; Chaetodontidae
Gene: wscd1b
Product: WSC domain containing 1b
Exons: 11
Coding region: 166-2145 (659 amino acids)
Molecular function (GO): sulfotransferase activity
Source: RefSeq, a predicted model, not a curated record
GGCUGCGGUCGCAUUGUGUGAGGCUUCACACCAGGAUUGUUGGUAGUCUGGACAGAAGACGGCGAGGCGUUGAGGCUUCCACAAAAGCCUUUCAGAGCGACGGAGAGCAGCACUGGCUGGCAGAGAGAGGGAGGGAGAGAGCUUAUAUAAUACCAGCUGUGGGAAAUGCUGGAGAGCCGAGGAGACCUCCACUGGACAGUAAGAGGGGAAAGCAGCCAUCAUGACGGCCAUAAACUGAUAAGUGUUCGCAGAGCAGGAGGAUGCCGUGCGUACCAGUCCACCGCUGAAGCUUUUCCCCAAGGAUCAUCCUGGAGUCAGUGGCCAAUGGCCUUGGAUAUUAAAUCCCUCUGUUGUGACACAUCCAUUGUUCCACUGCUGCUAUUGGACUCCAUGGCGACGAAGGACCAAGAGACAAUGUCUACAACACUGCCAGAUGCUGCAGGUCUUUCCAAGAUUAUGAAGUUACUGCACUGCCUCUUGAAGCGGGCUCAGAUGCUGCUGCUCUGCCUGGGCAUCGCCUAUCUGAUGGCAGGCAGCAUCCUGCUCCUGCAGCGCUCCAGCACCAGAGUAACCCAGCCAAACCUGGCCAGCUUGCCGCCACUGCUGUCCCUCGCAGCACCCCCUACGGUCCUCAGGACCGCCGGCCUGGGUGUGAGGGCACGCUCCAGAUGGGCCGACAUUCAGCCCGUGUCCGGAGGGGGAGCCAAGGCAGGGCGACACUGGCCCGCUUCCCAAAGCCUGGGGGUCCAGCACUUGCAUCGCCGCUGGUUUCACAGUCUGCUGCCAGAGAGUCCCGAGCAAAGAGUCUCUCUCCACAGGAGCAGCAGACACAAAGGAACCUACAUCGGUUGCUUUCUGCACAAUGCCAGUGAUCGCGCCCUGGGAGGAACGAUGCUUUAUGACCUGCGCAAAAUGACCAGUUCUCUGUGUCAAGACACCUGCUCGGAAAGUGGGUACCAGUUUGCAGGUCUGGAGUACGGAGCUGAAUGCCACUGUGGGAACCGGAUCAGUAGCCCACAGGCUCCUGAGGAGGAUUGCAGUCUGGUGUGCAGGGGCGAGAGGGGGUCUCCCUGUGGCGGCGUGGGCCGACUCUCCAUUUACAAGGUGGAGGAGCAGCUGCCAGGUCACAGAAAAUUCAGAAACAUUCACCACCGCGGCUGCUUCAGGUUGCCGAAGAACACCGUCAGCACCUUCCCCAUCCACUCCUUUCAGCCCAACCUGACCACGCAGUCCUGCAUCGAGACCUGCACAGAUAAGGAGCUUCCGCUGGCUGUGUUCAAGAAGCCCCGCUGUUUCUGUACGUGGACGUCCUCUCUCUUCAGUCUCAAGCAGCAGUCCGACAGCCAGCAGUGUGCGGGGAACUACACCAGCACCUCAGCGUCCGCUGAGCACGACCACUUCCAGGUGUAUCACACACCUGUGCUCGAUUCCAGGUGCAAAGAGAGGAUGUUUCUGCCUCAGAGAUCCAGCUCCCUGGUGGCUCUUUCUAGUUUUCCUGGUGCAGGCAACACCUGGGUACGGCACCUGAUCGAGCUCGUGACCGGCUACUACACUGGCAGCUUCUAUUUCGACGGCACGCUGUACAACAGAGGUUUCAAAGGAGAGAAGGACUACUGGAAGAGUGGCCGCAGCGUCUGCGUGAAGACCCACGAGAGCGGUCAGAAAGAGAUUGAGAUGUUCGACUCUGCCAUCCUGCUGAUUCGAAACCCUUACCGCUCCCUGGUGGCCGAAUUCAACCGCAAGUGCGCCGGACAUUUAGGACACGCCACAGAUGCACAAUGGAAAAGCAAAGAAUGGCCAGAAUUUGUCUCCAGCUACGCCCCCUGGUGGGCAUCCCACGCUUUAAGCUGGCUGAAGUUUGGACGCCGCCUGCUGGUGGUGCAUUACGAGGAGCUGCAGAGGGCCCUUCUCCCACAACUCCAACACAUCACGGCUUUCCUGAACAUCACUGUGACCGAGGAGAGGCUGCUUUGUGCCCAGAGCAACCAGGACGGCCAUUUCAAACGCUCAGCGGCGCAGCGGCCCUCCUUCGACCCGUUCACCGCCGACAUGAGACAGAUGAUUGACCCCUUCAUUCACACUGUUGACCAAGCACUGCAGAGCAGGAACUUUAGCAGACUUCCACAGGAAUACCUCCCCAGAUGAUGAUGUCGAGAGGUCGAACACACAGUGCUUUAAAUGACUGGUCCUGCAGGGGUUGGCGAGAGAGACGAUCUUCACGGACUGUUCUGCUUGAACUAACUAACUGGACCACCUGACUCUCAGAUGCACUGUGAAUGGCUGUGGAGUCAUGGAAAGGCACUGGGGGUCACUGGAGAAAACAUGACAAUUCAAUGUGAAAUCAAAAUGGUGAACGGUGAUGAAAGCCUCGGGGCAGCGACUGCCUCUCUGAGAGCUGCAAAUAAGACGAAUACUCAGAGAGGAUUUGACAUAAUUUGCUGGCCUGCAGAGUUGGGAUUAUCUAGUGAAGUGCCCGACUGCACAAAUAUUAGUGUCUAAAUCCAGGAUGGACCCAUUUUUGGUUGAAGAGGGUUUUCUGUGGCUUUAUAAUUUCACUUUAGUACAUAUACUGUGUUUUUAUCAUACAGUAAACCCAUCCUAAUAAAAAGUGCAAGUCAUACUAACAGAUGACAAACCCAGCAUUAGCUCGACUUUCUGUGGGAAUCUGCUGGUUGCUACAGGUUUGCAGUCAUGCUGGAUGAAAGCCUCGGAGCUGCUGCACGUGGCUGUCAGGACUCUCCACACAACUAGUUUGACUGCACAUGAGCCCAGAACUUCUUUUGUGCUUCAUGCUUUCAA